UGAACUCAUUGUUUGCAGUGUUCCUGAUUUGACGAGCUCGGUCCAACGGCCCAACAAAAACUACCAGGCCUUUGGAGGAUUUGGAGGAUUUACAUAUGUUCACAGGUGCAUUAUCCAUCCUUCUAUGUCGAAUCUAGUCUAUGUCGCAGUCAAGGAGAUGGUGCUGAGAAAUGAUUGGGCCAAAUCGCAAUGGUUCCGAACGAUUAAGAUCUGGAUGCGACUUAAACACGAGAAUAUUGUUCCUCUCUUGGGAGUUACAGAUGGCUUUGGCUCGGUCCCAGCGCUUGUCUUGCCAUGGUUAGGAAACGGCGCUCUGACGGGAUACCUUCAACGCAAGCACGAGAUGCUAUCUUACAGCCAAAAAUUUGCAAUGCUCAGCGAUGUAGCUCGUGGGCUUCAAUAUCUCCAUUCGGAGUCAAUUGUCCACGGAGACUUGACCGGCAAUAAUGUUCUCGUGGACACAAAUGGCAAAGCACUUCUCACCGAUUUUAGUCUCUUUGCCAGCCUACCUGACAGAAUAAGUCAAGCAUUAUUGCCUACCAAUCCUGGAGGCACUGUAUGCUACAUGGCUCCCGAAUGCUUGACGGUUGAUGACGAAGGCGACCAAACAUCGGUACUUUCCCCAGCAAGCGAUGUGUACUCUUUCGGAGGGAUAAUGCUCCAAGUCGUGGAGGGCAAUGUCCCAUACUAUUACAUCAGAACACAGGCAGCUAUUAUCAAUUACAUAGCACGAGGAAUCCACCCCAGAAGGCCGCCCACAUCUGUUAUAAGCGACGCUGAUUGGGAUUUCAUCCAGAUGUGUUGGUUGGGAGACAUGAACAGACGGCCGACGACCAAAGACAUCGUUGCAUUCGUGGAAGGACGGGCUGAAGUACAGUCAUAGUGGAUACUAAUUCCACCUGCCCUUGUCCAUCGCAUGUAGAUAGGGCAUUAACAAGCCACGUUGAAGACAUUAUGAAGUCCCAGUAGUAUCAUGCAGGACCAAACUACUGCUUUUCAUGUAUUCAAUCCGCUGGAGAACAGUCCACACAUCUUCUACUAGUCCUCUUCCCGACGUAUUGAAUGGGCAGCCAGUAAGAAAGCUUGACAAGCUCCGAGUGGCAAAAAAAGUUCAAACUGUGGCUUAUGAAUUGAGUAAUCAGCGAGACGUG
This is a messenger RNA of Suillus subalutaceus, 1151 nucleotides long. RefSeq names its product kinase-like domain-containing protein. NCBI's taxonomy places the organism in Eukaryota, Fungi, Basidiomycota, Agaricomycetes, Boletales, Suillaceae. Gene Ontology annotation, biological process: protein phosphorylation. Bases 125 to 883 code for a protein of 252 amino acids. The record is from RefSeq and is a predicted model, not a curated record. Gene Ontology annotation, molecular function: protein kinase activity; ATP binding. The transcript has 8 exons.